Schistosoma bovis is the source of this 3592-nucleotide messenger RNA. NCBI's taxonomy places the organism in Eukaryota, Metazoa, Platyhelminthes, Trematoda, Strigeidida, Schistosomatidae. The record is from the annotation of a GenBank genome assembly.
GUUUUCCGUGGUUCUGUCCUUGUUUACUACCGGGAAUUUAAAAUGGUUGAAGAUGCCAAAUUUCUGAAAAGAAAAAUACGCGCUGGUUCCAUAGAUGUGCAUCCAACUGAAAAGGCACUUGUUGUGCACUAUGAAACGGAGGCUACAAUUCUUGGGGAAUUAGGAAAUCCAAUGGUUGGGGAUCGAAAGGAAAGUCAAAAAAUAAUUCGGGUUAGAAAUCUGAAUGAAAACACAAAUAUCCCUGAGCUGGCCAAAAAGAUUAUCUCAAGCUGCAAAUUGAUAUCGGAAAACAAAUAUCCACAAGUUGAACACUUGCUAAAGUAUUUGCUGAAAAGAAAAGAGACAAAGAAAGUUAAAAAUCAAAAACCAUCAAUCAUAUCAGAAACACUUGCUGAUCCUGGAGCGUUCGAUUCAACUGAAAUAAAUGAAAUUGCUCAUUUGACUGAACUUGAGGAUUAUUUAGAACUGCUCUAUGAAGGUAUAUCAGAAAAGCUACGUGCAUCGGCUUUAAUUUUACAACUUGCGAGAAAUUCCGACAAUUUAGAGGAGCUGUUUCAAAAUGAAACCCUUGUUGGUGCUUUGGCAAGAGUUCUUCGUGAAGACUGGAAAAAGAGCACAGAUUUAGCAACAAACAUAGCCUAUAUAUUCUUCUGUUUUUCUUCCUUCUCAAAUUUCCACGGGGUAAUAUUGCACUUCAAAAUUGGUGCAUUAAUUAUGACCAUCAUUGACCAUGAAUUAAAGAAAUAUGACUUAUGGGUUGAAGAACUAGAAAGAAAACACAAAUUAUCGAACAAUAAAUCUGAGACAAGUUUGACAACGGAUGGUAAAUCUUUGGUGGAUGAAGCACAAAAUAAUUAUGAGACAAGCUUUUUGAAGUAUAAAUCACUAGUCAGGAAACAAGAACAGUUGUUUAGGGUUUCCUUUUACUUACUACUGAAUAUCAGUGAAGACAUUAAUGUUGAAAUUAAAAUGCACAAUAAAGGAAUAGUUACUAUGAUUUGUAAAUGUUUGAACCGAGAUAAUUUCGAGCUGUUAAUACUGCUUGUCUCAUUUUUGAAAAAAUUGAGUAUAUUCUCUGAGAACAAGGAUGAAAUGUUAAAAAAUGGUAUAAUUGACAGAUUAUCCAAAAUAUUAUGUAGACCAGAAGAGGAUCUCGUUAACUUGUGUUUACGUUUGUUAUAUAACCUUAGUUUCGAUACAUCUGCUAGACUAGAAAUGGUGUCCAAAGGUGUUUUAAAUAAAAUUGUAGGAUUAUUAGAAAAUACUCAACAUCAACCAGUAGCUUUGUACAUACUAUACCAUUUAACAACAGAAGCUCAAUCCAGACCGGCGUUUGUCAAUACACAUUGUUUAUCAUUUCUUAAGAAAUUAAUACUAGAAAAUCCUGAAGAGAAAUCUGAUUUAAUCCCAAUGGCUCUAGGUAUUAACUUGGUAUUAGAUAAUCAAUGUGCAAAUGCUAUGCUUGGUGAAGGUCGAUGUUUUAAACUGAUGAGUAAGCGUGCAAUAAAAUUCCGUGAUCAAUUAAUCAUGAAGUUACUACGUAAUGCAAUACAGAACAAUGAUUUAUUAAAACUAAAGAUGGUAGAUUUUCUGCCGGAAUUAUUAAAAAUCGUGACUGAAGAAAAACCCUUUUUGAUGAAUACACCAAGAAAUCUUUAUUCUUCUACAAAAGCAACUCGAUAUGAUAAAUUGAAGGUAAGUAGUAAAAAGCACUUGAACAUUGAGGCACUGAACUCCAAAACCAACCAGAAUAACACUUCAAGUUUAUUAGAAAACCGCUUAAAAAUGAAAAUUCACAAAACUGACGACGUUAUUAAUGGUGUUUGUAAUGAAGACGAUGAUAACGACAACGAAAAAGAUGAUGAUGAUGAUGAUGACGAAAAUGAAUUUAGGAAAAAAGAAGACUUCAAGUUUGAAUGCUUAGGAUGUUUAGCUAACCUCAAUCUUAAAGAUAUUCAGUACAGCAAGGUAAUCACUGAAUUCAGUUUGCUGAAAUGGAUCAAAAGCCAACUGGAGAGCGUACACGUUCAGAAAUCAAAUGAUUUUUUAAGUACAACUUCCGAAGUUAACAACGGUUUCGGAUCAAUUUUUUCAUCACCAAUGCUUCCCAAUCACCUAGAAGAUGAUGAAAUUUUAGAAAUUGUACGAAUGCUUAGUGCCAUAUGCCAAGAUCCUGAUGCAGGUAAAAUGGUUAUUGAAGCUGGGGUCGUACAUAACUUGAUCGGUUUAUUGAACGUUAAACAGGAGGAUGACGAAAUUGUUUUUCAAAUCGUCUAUACAUUUUUUCAGUUAACUUUUCAUGAAUCAACAAGAAAUCUGUUAGUAAAAACGACACAAGCCGUUGCUUAUCUUGUUGAUUUGAUGCAUGAUAAAAAUGCUGAUAUUCGAAAACUUUGUGAUAUUACCUUGGAUAUUGUUUGUGAAUAUGAAUCUGAUUGGAGAAUAAGGAUUCAAACAGAACGUUUUCGUUGGCAUAACAGCCAAUGGUUAGAAAUGAUUGAUACAGCAACCAAACCUAGUCUUCUUGAUAAUUCAGACUCAACAACUGAGGCAGCAUUAGCAGCUGUCCUUGGUGUCGGUCAUGCUCGAUCUCAAUAUCAUUCCAAUUUAUUAACUGAUGAUGAUUUAAAUAAUAUUGUUACUGGAGACGAUAACGAUAAUCGUGGUUACUUUGGAAUGGGAUUGGACAUUGAUGAUGCAGCAGCAUUUCUAAUGUCACUAUCAUCAAAUAAUGAGGGACGUAAGCGAUCAUCAGGAAGCGAAAAUAUUUUACACAUACCAUUUGAAAACAAUAACUAUAUGAACCACUUGAACAUGUUGUGCCCAGAUAUGUACGGUGGUGUAAACUUUUUAUCUAAUGAAAGAGUGAGUCCGGGAAUGACGGUUAACAGUCACUAUGACUCAGAUUCAGAUACUACUCAAAAAGAGAGUGGUUCACGGUAGGUUUCAAGAUUUCAUUAAUGAAUUUAACCUGAUCUUUAGUACCUUAUUUGUCAGUGUAUUUAUUUCAAGAAGCAUUUUUACCAUUUUGUAGGUUCUAUUCACGUGCAAACUAAUUUUUGUAGGAGACCAACACUGAAUACUACUAACAUUUGUAUACACCUCACCAUCAGUAGUUAUACUUUAGCACAGAGAAAACUAAAGUGCAUUACAUUCGCCUUCCGGAUUACAACCGGUGGGCCUUAGAAAGUUACAUUGUUCAUUUCGGUUAAUAUAUAAAGAAAUACAAUAUACCUUUUGUAGUUAAACUAUGUGGUUUUGAAAUCCCAUAUGAAGAAAAGACCUUUCGAUGCUCAACUUUUUCUUAGGGUUUUCAGGUUUUGGAUUUCGUUAAGAGUGUCUUGCGAAUUUCUGUUAUGAUGUAAACUAAUUCUUUCAGGGAACUCCUAGAUAAAAAAUGAAUUCUCUUGCAGUAUGAAGGACAUAGGGUUGUAAUUGCAUGUAAUUUUUUAAUAAAAUAAAAAUAAAAUCCCAGAAAUCAAUAGUUACUUCAUUAUACUUCACUUACUAACCUACUUACACCUGCUACCCCUCGUCGAAGAACAUGGGCCACUCAUCAGCUUUCUCUAUCAAACUCUGUUCUGGGCAAUCC